Molecule: messenger RNA, 1822 nt
Organism: Pungitius pungitius (ninespine stickleback)
Lineage: Eukaryota; Metazoa; Chordata; Actinopteri; Perciformes; Gasterosteidae
Product: glucose-6-phosphatase catalytic subunit 1-like
Biological process (GO): gluconeogenesis; glucose 6-phosphate metabolic process
Cellular component (GO): membrane
Molecular function (GO): glucose-6-phosphatase activity
Source: RefSeq, a predicted model, not a curated record
AUGGAUUUCAGUACAGCGGGGGCCGCAAGGGAUCUCCUCCACAGCUGGGGGGGGGUCGAGCUGGCGGUCCAUCUGCAGGCCUCGUACGGGCGGUACCGGGGCCUCUUCGGCCUGGCCUCCGCCGUGGCCGACCUGCACACCGCCUUCUUCUGCUUCUUCCCGAUCUGGUUCCACCUGCGCCGGGACGCGGCGCUCAGGCUCGUCUGGGUCGCCGUCCUCGGCGACUGGCUCAACCUGGUGCUGAAAUGGGUUCUGUUUGGGGAGCGGCCGUACUGGUGGGUUCACGAGACCCGUGGCUGCAGUGGAUCACAUGCUGAAGACCUGAUUGAUCGUACGGGCUGAUGUCUGUCUGUUGCAGGAAGCCCUUCGGGUCAUGCCAUGGGGGCCGCCGGGGUCUGGUAUGUGAUGGUGACAGCGCUGCUCGCCAUUGCAACAGAGAAGCAAUGCCCUCCGCUACUAUACAGACUCCUGCAGGUAGGCCUAUGGGUGCUAAUGGGCCUGGUAGUGGUGGUGGUCUGCAUGUCCAGGGUCUACAUGGCCGCCCACUUCCCGCACCAGGUGGUUGCCGGCGCCGUUACGGGCGUACUUGUCGCCGAGGCUGUCUCGAAGGAGAAGUGGAUCUACAGCGCCGGCAUGAAGAAGUACUCCUACGCGACCCUCUUCCUGACCUCCUUCGCCGUCGGCUUCUACCUGCUCCUCAGGUCCGUGGGCGUGGACCUGCUGUGGACCAUGGAGAAGGCCCAGAAGUGGUGCGUGAGGCCCGAGUGGGUCCACCUGGACUCCACGCCCUUCGCCAGCCUCCUGCGCAACAUGGGCACCCUGAUGGGCCUGGGCCUGGGCCUCCACUCGCCCCUCCGCGCCGAGAAUGAGAAGAAGGAGACAGGCAGCGGCUUCAAGACGGGAUGUAUCGCUGUCUCCUUGUUUCUGCUUCAGCUGUUGGACGGAUGGACCUUCUCUCAUGAAGAUCUGAUGACUUUCUACCUCCUGUCGUUUGGAAAAAGCGCAGUUGCACUUUUUAUCCCGACUGCGCUGGUUCCCUGGGCGCUCCACUGGAUUUGCAGAGGAAAGAGGGAAGACAAGAACUUCUGAUUUCAUGUCCAACUUGAAGAGUUGAGAGUCAAUUAUGUAGUUAAACCUACAUUUAAACCUUCAUGAAAAUGUGCCUGGAGUUAUUGUGCUGGCCUGGAAUCAGUACGGUAGAGUUUAGGCUUAUUUAGGUUGGCUCUGUCCAAAGUUCCUGUGAUAUCUCCAAACUUUAAGAAUAUAGAAAAAGGGAAGUUGAUUUGCGAUUCUUUGAGGGAGUUUGUGUUGGAGUGUGUUUUGUGAUUUUGCAAUUUUACAAAUUGGUCUUUGUACGUAUUGAAGACAGAAAAUACAAGGUUUCAGAACAGUGCUGCAAGGAUGACCCCUAAAAACUGGAUAUGAGUCAGAUACUUUGCACGUUGUUUCAAAAAUAAAGUAUUGUUUAACACAAGCUGCAGAUAUUUAAGUUUUUUUUUUUAAAGAAGUCGGUAAAUACCAUGUCUGGUGAAUUUUGGAGCAUUUACGUGCAAGUCCCAAUGAGACAACUGAACGUUCUCACUAGAACUUUAGGGGUGAAGUCAUGUGACCCCCCCAGCGGCGGAGUUCCUCCUUCUGUCACUUAAAUGACGUCUUUUCUUUUCUGGCCUGCAGCUAUCAACUGAAAAACUGUUUGCUUUCUGCAAAAGACUUAUAGAUUUUUUUUUUUUUUUUCCUUCCCCAGCGGCGCGCUCGACUUGUCUUGUUUUCUCCAAACGUCCCGGAGCGAUACGGCUCGUUCCAAACAGGAACACCCGUCAAA